UGGUGCGUGUGUGUGCGCGACUGCGCUGGGUUCGUCGGUGUGUGUCUGCGCGCGCCUGUGUGUUUGUCUGCGUGUGUGCCAGUAACAGGCCCUGUCUCCCUCAUCCUCUCCUCUGUCGCUGGCGCACCACGCAGUUCUUUUUCAAGAGCGACGACUCGUUUCGGGGUUGUGAUGAAACUUUUAAUUCACCGAAGCCCCUCGCGCCUCUGCGGGCUCACCGCAGGCGGCGGGGGGCCUGCACACGUCCGCACAGGCGUUGAACAUAACAUGAGAUUUGCUGUUUAAGUCUAAACAUGGUGGGCCAGCCCUCUGUCCGCGGCCGUCAACUCAGGAACAACAGGGAAAGUGUUUAUGGAGGAAAACUUAGACGCACACGGCGGUAAACAUGCCCAGGUCCCGCGGCUGGGUCUUCCUCCCGUCUCAUUUUUGGGCCGCCCAGCUGGUCCACCAUUUUAUCAGGCUGUUGUUUUGCUCGAGGUUGUCUCUCGUACAGCAGCAGAGGGCAUACUGAUGUCACCAGCCCCGUCGUUGCUGCCCUAAGCCUCACUUUUUUCCAAAACAACACAGUACCUGCUGCCAUCUCCUCCACAUUCCUGGUUUCCAUGGAUGUGAAGCCAAGCAAUGUAUGGAAAAUGCGGUCCACACUGCCGCAGGGUUGGGGUCAUAGGUCAGACAGUAGGAAGAGUAGUCGCUUUCUGCUCUACGAUGUCCCACAGCUGAUGUUGUCACAGUGGUGUCAGCCUUUUUAUUGUGGUUAUUUGUGUUUGAGUCACACAUUAGAUAAAUCUUGUCUCCUGUUUGCCUUUGAGUCUGUUUCUGCCAUGGACAUAAAAGUGCCUGCAUGCAAGUGUUGUGGCUUGCAGAAGCGGAGUUGGUUUGCUUUGUUUACAAGGCGCAGGUUCUUUUUAACGCCACAACAUAAAGGAUGUCAAUAUACCACUGUCUAGUCUCAUUCAGGAAACUGGUUCAGCGCUUCAUUUUCUGUGAUCUGUUAUAGUUAGAACCGUAACUAUGUCAGAUCAGCUGUACAGUGUGACCGUCGUACAUGCCAUGCGUACUUGCUUGUUUUUGACUGAGAAUUCCAGUGUUAUCACAUCCCCUGCAAUUGGGACAGGGCAUGAAAUUGAAAAUGAUUUGGGGAAAUUACCUGAAAAAGGUUACCGGUGUAGUGUUACCGGUCUCCGGGGCCACUUCUUUGGGCCUUCCUUUUUGAUAAUGCCCCCCAUGACUCUCUUGCAGUGAGUAGAAUUAUGGGAAUUACGUGGUGGGUUGAGAGCUAACAGAGCGUGGAAAGCGUUGCGUUUUAGACGAGAGCAGGGUCGCUGGUGCGUGGAGCGGCAUGCGAAAACACCACAAUACGACCGUUUGCGCGUGGGGAGGGGGCGCGCAGCCAGUCCCGCCGAGGGGGAUGUGAACGACAUGGAAGCCGUCAAAUGGGAACAUGGAAGAGAUGCGUUUGAAGUUACCCCUACCUGCACCCCACACGCCACCAAACCCACCUCUGCUCAGCCACUCCCCACCCAAACCAGCCUCCCGUCGCCUCCUCCCUCUUUCCCUCCCUAAAUCCCAUCUGUCGGGCUCCGCCAUGCUCUCUUGGCCGGGGGGUUGUGGAAAGUUCAGUAGCUGUUCAUGCUAACAAUGCUUACCCCACUCACCCACCCACCCACAUAAACCCUCCUCUUCACAGACCAACUGCUGCUCUGAUAGUUGGGCCCCUCUGGCUGCCCCUCACUGGGGAGAAAGCCCAACCGACACCAUCCUCUUCCCACAUGCUCCUCGCCGCUGGCUCACCGGCUGGAACACCGAGGCCCCCCACAUUCUGCCUCGCAGGCACGCUCUUUAACCUCUCCCUCACAUAAGCGCAUGCAUGUUGACUGCACGCACACGGUUACGGAUGAUUUUGGUUCAUUACGGCUUGGCCCGCCAUAGUUUAGUCCAUUGUUUCUCGCCACGAAUUACGAGGAUCGUUACAUGCAGUGACGUUGCAGAAAAGUGUGACUUUGAGAUAUCCUAAUCAUACACGACUUCCUGGUUCAUCUUUGACCUGGAGUACAUGAGAAACAAGUUCUCUCAGCAGCUUCAUGCACACAUAGAUUUCCUGUGCAGGGUGAAUAUAAACUCAUUUGCACCCAGUCUUAUCAUCUGACUGCACGUAUUCUCCUCUGCGUAUUAAUUUGCUGUGUCCCUAGAGAACAGAAAUCGCUUUGGUGAGAAGUAUGAUGCUAAAACUUUGAAAAUGAAAGUUAUAAUUAACUACGCUUGCAGUGAGGAAGCUUGAUUGUUUAUCGCCUAUUAGGGGUAAAUGUCAGGACAAAUGCCAGAUGUUUAUGUUGAUAUUCAAAUGCAAAUUGAGUUGUAUAUGCAGUGUUAUUGUAAUGUGUCACAAUAACACCAACAAUAAGGGCAGAUUCAGUUUUAGCUUAUACAGACAUUACUUUAAGUGCUUAAUACCGUGAUACGUGCAGUUAGAAUUGUGACUAAUUAUCCUUGAUAUGGAAGAUGACAAGCAAGAAAUAAACAAAGAUGGUUAUUGAAUCCUAACAGUUGUCUGACAGCAUAGUAUCGGUUUAGGUGUGGGAUAAACAAAUUGCUCGACGACUGCUUCAAGGCCUUGAGCCGCACCAGUAAACUCUUCUGCCUCAUGCUUUUUAACGCCACUUUUGUGAUAUUCCCAGGGACUCGAUUCAGUAGAUUACUAAGUCAUGAUUUCCAAGGUCAUGAAGUCAUCUGUGUUUUUCAGAUGCUAGUGGAGAAGUGUCUCAAAGUCAAAUGCUACACUUUUGCCAUGUUGAAUAGGUAAUUUGACCCUGAAGGUAAACCGAGCUCAGAGAAGGAGACUGGCCUGCAGGAUCGUGCUGUUUUCAAUGAUUUAACACGGAAACUGCCAAAUUCACAGGAUUAAAAGCAGACCUUAUUCUUAUUACGGCUCACUUGUGCCAUUUGAAAUCAGUAGGUCGCUAAAGAGCCUUUGUCAUUUUCUAAAAGCCAGCACGUUUGGCAUAAUGUGUUUCAUGUUAGCAACGUGUCCUGCACCAGCUGAGCACCUGUUCAUGCUGUGCGGUCUUAUAGUGCCACGAGCGUAAAUAGAGGAACACUUCAUAGGCCGACCAACAUGUUUGUUUGCACAGAACAUCCUGUUGCAGAGAGGUGUGGGAAGAGUGUUGCUGUUUAUUUUGAUUUUGCUCAGGGGUCUUUGCCACGUUCAUGGUCACAUUUGUUUGUGCGCCUCGGAGUUAGGGGGCCUAAGCGUGUAUCCCCUCAUCUGCACCAACAGCAAGGUGGUAAUAGUGUUUUCUGCAUGUCCUGAGCAAACAUGCACGCAUGUCUGUGUGUGUGUGACUAAUACCAGCACAUUUAAAGCCUGUUAAAAGCUGCCUGUCACAGUCAGACAGCGUGUCGUGCAUGCUCUGCUUGUGCAGCAGCUGCGUGCGUCACAGGGAGAUAAAGAAAAUGAGCGAGGGGGCGUCAUACGCAUUUUCCUGUCCGUGCGCAAGCAUCAGAUGAGAUGGUGAAAUUUUUAGCCUUAGCACUGUCUCUCAGUGUGUCCGCCCACUUGUAGCAGGCUGGCACUUGCCAUAAGGGAUUUCCUGCAGAACAUUUAUCGCUCAGCAAAUGUGAGUGACAAUAUAAACCUGUUUCAAUACAGAGCAACAAAAUAUGGCAGGAAAAGCUUGCAGGACCGGAUUCUGAAUCCUUGUUUUAGACAGAUCGUCUUCAGUAGAUUUUGGGGGCUGGUCAUGGUGUCCAGUGAGAAGGUGUGGGACCCCCUCCAUGUGGGCCUUAUUCAGUCACGUCUGAGUGAACAUCCGGCUGCAGGCCUAACUCCCCUCUGCAACCUCAUACGUAGAGCAACUAAGGACACUGCACACCACCAGCAGUUUUCAUCACCGUCUUCUACAUCGCUAUCAUUAGUGGUUCAAGACAACUUCCACCAAGUUUGGGCCUCAUCACCCCUACACCCACCUAUCAACAACCUCAGAGGACUACACAAACCAGUCCACUAUCUUGGAGGGGCCCUCCCGCCCAAAGAGGAGGAGGGAAGGGAAGCUAAACAGUUGAAGAUGAAGGGUAAAAGGCAUGGAGGCAGAGUAGAAGCUGUGAUGGAGGACAGGCUGGAGGACAUGAAUGAUGGACCUAAAAAUGCAAAAAUCACCCUAAGCUUCCCACUUAGUGCCGCACCCCUUCCAGCUUCCCUGACAUCUCCAAACCACUGUCGUAGCGCCUCCUCAUCCUCCCCUUCCCCCCACCGACGGCGGCCAUCAUCCAAGAGCUCAGAUGAGGGCUCGCUGUGGAAACUGGACGCUACUAUGGACGUAAAGCACAGGCCUUUUAAGCCACAGAGGCAUGAGAGCUCUCCGUCCUCUUCACCCUCUUCCUCCACUUCUCCCAUGACUAUUCAUGCACUUAUGAAGAAGGAUAUAAAAUCCCCACCUCCUCUCAAAUACUCCAAACUCAGUCCAGAGACUCAGUUUCACAGGUCUCCCCCAAGAUCCUCCAACGGGUCUUUGGGGGGCUGUUACGGUGGAGAUGGAUGGGAUGAAAGACACAGGGUGGCCAAUGGUACAGCCUCACCCUCUCAGACGGCCCAGAUCCUUUUUAAUCUGGGCGCAUCGUCCUAUCAGAGGGGUGGGGAGGCAGAGAGGAGAGAGAAAAUAACAGGAAGACCAGCUGGGAAAAUAGGAAGCCCUCAUGGACCAAGCCUUCACCCACCCACUCUCCACCUCCCUCCUCCUUUACCCCCACCACCUCCACCUCCAUCUGAGGGCCUUACAGCUCCCCCUCACUCAUCCUCCUAUUCCCCAACUGACAGCCUGAAGCCUGAGCUCAUUUGUGGGGUGUGCCAUCGUCUUUUUAGCUCAGCCUCCUCCCUUACAGUCCACAUGCGGCUGCAUCGUGGCAGCCGGGCCCUCAGUUGCCGUUAUUGUGGCAAGGUCUUCAUCCACAGCAAGAGACUGCAAUCCCAUGAGGCAUCCUGCAGGGUGUCAGGCCUACCCACCAACAGCCUGGGCCCUCCUUCACUCACUGUGCAACCGAAGGAGGAGCCGCUGGAAGAGGGUGAGGUGAGGGUGGAGGGGGGAGUUAUUGUGGGAGAGACAAACAUCGGUAAGGCACGGCCAGGGAAGAAAGCAAGGAGCCUCCUGGCACGUAUCCAAGGUGAUGAUGCAGCAGCCACAGAGCUACUAGCGGGUGAUGAAAACCAUUUUGUGAAGGUGGUAGAUGGCAAUGUCAUUUACUUCUGCUCUGUGUGUGAGCGUUCCUACAUGACCCUAUCCAGCCUGAAGCGUCAUUCUAAUGUGCACUCUUGGCGCCGGAAAUAUCCGUGCCAUUACUGUGACAAAGUCUUUGCCCUGGCAGAGUACCGCACAAAGCACGAGGUGUGGCACACAGGAGAGCGGCGCUACCAGUGCAUCUUCUGCUGGGAUGCUUUCGCCACAUACUACAAUCUCAAAACUCACCAGAAGACCAUUCAUGGGAUCAAUCCCAGCCUCAUAUCCAGUGAAAAGACAGCUAAUGGAGGUUAUAAGCAGAAAGCCAAUGCCCUCAAGCUAUACCGCCUUCUCCCCAUGCGCUCCCAAAAGAGACCCUACAAGACAUACAGUGAUAGUUUGCAUAAUGGCCUGCUGCUGCCACCAAGUGAAACAUCUUCCCUAUCCCUGCCUGGCUUGGGUUGUGCUUUGGGUCCCGGCGAUUUACAAAGUCUUAUCAGUGGAGCCCACCCUCAAAGUGUAAAGCCUGACCCAGAUGCCUUUCCCGAUGGCUUUCCUGUUUCUGUGGCUGCUGACCUUUCUGCACUAGCACCCCUCCCCCAAGCAAACAUAACCCAAGUCAGAAAACAUGAGAGCGAGGCGUUAGAGUUAGAGCAGGGGAGAAGCAGCUUCAAAAUAUCUAGUAGUAGCAAAAACAAAACUGCCAAAUCUAGUAGAGGCACAGAAACAAGCAUGCCUUCUGUAAUAACAUAUGGUCACACAAAGCCCUCUGUCAUAGUACAUGGAGCAGCAAUGUCAUCCUCAGUCAUUGUGCAUAGCAACCAGGUCACCUCUGGAAGUGAAAAAAGCCCAGUGAGCAGCCCAUCCCCUGAAGCCACCAGUCAGACAUCUCACCAUGGCAGCCCCAGGCCAAUCAAAAAGCAAAGGGAUAGUACAGAAAACCACAGAAAGAGGUCAAGAGACAGUUCAGAUACCACAGAGGAGGGUUCAAGAGGUAGGCAGGACACAGAGAAAGGCAGAUUAAUUCACAAAUCACGCAAGUCCCAUGGAAAGAGUGACAUCUCUAGCUCAAAACAGCUGUCAUCAUCUGUAGGGUCACAAAUCAGAGAGGCUGGGCCAUUGUGCCAGAUAACUGUACGUAUCGGUGAGGAGGCUAUAGUUAAGCGUAGCAUCUCUGAGACAGAUCUUAGAAGAGAUAAGGGCCUUUCCCCCCCUAAAACCAAACGAAGUGAAAUAUCAUCUGCACGCGAAUCCAAGGAGCUGCGCCACUCUCACUCCCACCACCACCAUAAACACCGCCUGCAUCGCAGAGCCAGCACAGAAGCAGACAAGGAAGCAGGGGACUGUAAGGAGGAAAUUGGGAGUAAGAGCUCCAAAUCCCCUGAUGGUGCGAGAGAGUACUAUUUCCGUCAGGAGGUGCGUGAGCAGGACAGCGACCAUGACAUUGAGGAUAACUUAUGGCGGCCUUACUACUCCUACAAGCCCAAGAGAAAGGCCCAGGCACAUCUACAGAGGGUCAAGAGCUGGCAAAGGAAACUGAAGUACAAACGCUCCAUUCAGCUGAAGAGGAGGGCAGAGAGGCUCAAGAACCGUGUGAAUAAAGAAAUAGAAAAAUCACAUGAUGAGGAAGAGGAUGGGAAGAUAGCUGAAGCUGAGAAGCUGUCAAACGCCAACAGAGAACAGGGAGAGACGAAAAAGAAAAAAUAUCUAUCUGCUCCGUUAAAAGAGAAAAACAAAGAAACUGAUGAACAAGUUAAGGAGGCCAUUCAUGAGGUUUCCAGCCCUCCACUGCACUCUCCAAAGCCUCCCCUAUCUACCUCAGUGGCUCCUAUGGGAAUAAAGAGGCGUCCUUGGACUAAUGGGAAUGCAGCAGAGUGUGGCACAUGUGGCCGCUGGUUCUCAAGCCCCAGGAAGCGAGACAAACAUGAGCUGAGCCAUCUGCUGGAGUUUGUAUGCCUCUUCUGCCGUGCCACUUUCCCCUCGAGGGAUAAGUUGGAAGACCACCAGAGAGCCCAGCAUCCCAAGCCUACUGAUGCACCCUCUGCGCCCACUAAAAUGACACCCGGGGAACAAGGCGAAGCGGUCGGGGGGAAAUCUGUGCAAGAGAGCGCAAACUAUGAUGAAGAUAAAGGAGGGCAACUGGGUUUAAUGGGCAGCAAUUCUAGUGGUCUGAGCAGAAGAGCGCUAUCACGCCACACCUGUCCACAGUGUCACAAGGUGUGCAAGACCUCUUCCGCACUUACUCGCCACAUCCGACGCCAUGAAUUAAGCAGUUCCCCAGAAAGAGAAAAGGAAGAUCACGACUCAGAGCCAAAAACAACAGAAACAGUUGUUAGCGCCGUCAGAGACGCUGAAAAAGGACUGGUUCCCAGUGCUCUCUCUGUUUCAGUUAUCAGCUAUUCAACACCAGACCCACCCAUCAGAGGUAUUAGUUUGGCAUCGCAGCACCAUGAAGACCGUCUCAGCGAACUGCCGGAUAAACAUCAGAUGUCAGAAUCCACCGACAAGCCCAAGCUAACAGAGCUCACACAUCCAGCUGCAGAGCGAGAGCCCAGCCCGCAAAUCGCAGAUCCUCCAUUAGAAAGUCCAGUUAACCUUACACCCAAUAAACAGGAGUUCAUGCCCGCCACACCCUCGACUCUCCAGAGUGUACUAGUCAUGACCGGUCCUGAAUGUCUGGACUACCGCACCCUCAGCAAAAAGAACCUAGACAGCCAGCUCAACAGAAUACCCAGCCCUGUGCACAUUGUGGCACCCACCAACACCUCUCCAAAUGUGCCCAUGACGUCACAGACCAGAAUAACCACUGCUGCUCCUCCUGUUUCCAUGACAACAGCUCCCAACUCUGAGGGGGGAUUCAUGAAACGGGAUGGGGUCAUCAUGGACAGGGAGAGGAAGGGCGGGGGUGGUAUAUUUCCACAUGCAAGUUAUGAGGAGCGACCCCUUGUCCAAGAUCCGCAAGUUCAGUCCCUGUCCAGAAGUCCGUCUCCCAACGAAGCACAAGACCUGACCAUGUCCUCGAUGUUAGCCAGAGAGAGGGAGUUAGAGAGGCAAAGAGAGAAAGAGAGGGAGCUCCAGAGACAAAGGGAAAGGAAGAGGGGCAGAGAACUGGAGAGAGAAAGAGAGCUAGAGAGAGUGCAGCACAGGAGUAGAGUUGUUCAUGCCCCUGAGGAGCAUGUUGCGCUGCUGGUCCCUAAAGAAGAGCCCUUGAGUCCUGUGCCGUCCCCGCAACAUAUCCCCACUCAAACCACUAUGAAUGGCCCCCCCUCACACCGCCACACUCCUAAGUCCGCCUGUCAGUCCCCCUCAACUAUUGGACUCUUAGCUCAAGCGAACCGCCAGGUUCACUCCAGUUCACAAGGACUUGAAAGGCUGACACUGCCCACCGGAGCAGCUGCUUCCUGUGACCGCCCCUCGGCCCACGCUCUGCUUCUCCCCCGAGUCCCCCAGCCACCUGAGCCGGAGCACCAGGACACUGUAUCUUCCAGAGAUUCCCAGCAGGGGGACUCCACCCCGAUGGGCUACCCUGCCCAGGAUUAUCCCCUACCCCUUAUUGUGCCGGACAGCUUUCGCUCGGGUAAGAAGCAGGAAGAAAACUUGCUUAUGUCCUCCUAUCCUGCAGGAGCGCUUCCUUUUGGCCCACUGGGAAAAGUGAUGGUCCCUAAUAGUGGGGACCUGGCCAAGCUGCCAUUUUAUCCGGACCCUUACCAGCUGCUCUAUGGCCCCCAGCUGCUAGCUUACCCCUACAACCUGGCAGCUCUUCCUGUGGCUCUGAAUAUGAUGGCACCUGGGGGAGACAAGGUGGAGCCCUUGCCUUUCCUCCCUGCCAUCUUCAAUUACGCAGCCACUGCUGGACCCUACAUGGGUGCAGCCCCUCACGCUCUUGUGGCAAACCCCAGCCUGUACAGCAGCAGCAGCGGCAGCGGCAAGAAGCAACGAGACAGCAGCAGCAGCAAACCAUAGGACAACAGAAUCACUAUAGGGAAUAUUUUUCAAACAGGAAGGCCUGGAUUGUUUAGGAAGGGAGCGGAAGGGGCUGUGUGCUUGCACAGUGCUCCUGUCUCUAGUAGAGAUCAGAGCAAGACAUUGAACCAGGAGUAACUGCAGAGGGAGGAGAAGGGGCAAAGAAAUGGGGAGAGGAGGCCAAUAUCAUGCUAAUGUAUUUUUACUCCUCUCUCUUUACUCCUGCUCACCUUCCUCCAUGUUUCUCCUGUCUUGCUGUAGUGUGUCGUAGUUCUAGAGCUUGAUUAAUCUUCCUCUCUGACUCAUUAUAUUAUCUAUACUAUACAAAUAAGAACUGCUAACAGGGUGUGUGUGUGUGUGUGUGUGUGUGUGUGUGUGUGUGUGUGUGUGUGUGUGUGUGUGUUUGAAAAUUUAGUUCAGUCUGCUUCCCUUUAUAGUCACUGCAUAAUGAGGAUUACCGCUCUCGUGGGCAAGGAUAAGGGAUGGGACAGGACUCAACACAGUUGGAGGCGGAGCAUUAAGCAACUCAAACUUUACGUAUGUUUGUUUGUGAGAAUGAGAAGCUGUCCAUGAGAGAUAUAUCUGAGCAUGUACAUGCACAUGUGUGUAUGGAUUUGUGCAUGUGGCGGUGGGCUUGGGCCGGCGUGUGUGUGUGUGUGUGUGUGUGUGUGUGUGUGUGUGUGUGUUGAGUGUGUGCAUGAAUGGUCAUUCCGAGUGAGACGCACACAGCAUUCCUACUCUAGUCAGCUACUGUAGGUCAAUGUGUAGAUGUGCAUUUAGGAGCAAUUCCUCAUAUACAAAUCAUUAUGAAGUCCAUGCUAUGGCUAGGUGCGAGUCUGUGACAAUGACAGUUCAUCUGAGCUUCUCACGUCUCAGCUGAGCUAGAUGACACUGUAGGAUCUGUAUAGCAUUCACCAUAGUUUAUACUUUAUGUGCACAAAACAGAAAGAAACGUGUGGUCACUUAAAGGGGACACUUGUAGCUGCUCUGGAUAUGUAGCUGGCCACUGGGUAAGAAUUAAAGGCUGGUAGACCAUUGCACUUCCGUUCUUCAUCUCAUUUCCUUCACUUAAAAAAAGGAAAGAAAAAUAAAAACCAGUCCGCCUUCAUCUUGCGUGGCUUUUUUCCUCUUUUGAUUGGAAGAGGAAACGGCUUCGGGCUUCAAGGAAGACGAAAGCGACAGCAAAGAAGGAAAAUUGAUUCAGGGUAUUGAGUUAUUUCCGGAUAGGAAAGCAAAUAUAUGGCCACAAAACUGUUGGACUCAGAGUUAGGAGGCCCCCGCAGACACGAUUGUGGGGACUAAAACUGUUACACUGCUCUGGGGGGAGUCUGGGAAUAGUGUGAACUGUCCCUGCCCUCAUGCCCUGUGUCAUUUACUAAGAGGUGGUAACAGGCUGAGCUUAGCAGCCAAAGUGGUGGCCGCAUCCCCCAGGUGCCCUCCUGGGGCCUUUUUGUUACGUGUAAUGUUAUCUCUAUAUGUUUGUUCUGUUCAACGAUGUUGUUUAUUUUAUGUUGUUUAGCCCUCUGACCAGAUGGACGCGGAUUCAGUGAAAAGGGGGAGUAAACUUAAAAAUGAAUGUAAAUUUAGUCAUGAGGUUAAUGAAGUACAGCUGCAUUAAUAGUAGUCGGUUUCAGUUCCUUUUUGUUUUGACACAAAUGACCUGUUAAAGAACAGUAUAACGUCUGGUAUGCAUAUAUACAGUAGACCUAGGAACAUGUCAGUAAACUUGGCUUCUGUAUCCACACAGCAUGAGCAACACAACGCUUCCUAACCGUUUAUAUCCUCAGCAACUCUGGCAUAGUGCACACAGCUUUCCUUUCCGUUUCCUUUGAUCCUCUCUGGCCUUUUAAGCUUCCAUAUCUCUGUUAAUAAGUUUUAUUCACUGCAAACCACAAUUUGGAAUAAAAAAAUAAAUAAAAAAAUCACAAGACUAGCCACCACACAUGCAUCUCGUAGUCACUGUUUAGGAGCUGUUUAAUCCCCCCCCCCCCUCCUCCAGCGUGCGCUCACACACUGCACCUCCUCUGAAUGAAGUGCAUAUGUUGCAGCGCGUGUGCGUGCGUGCGUGCGUGAGUGUGACGGUACUCGGGCGGCGGUGUUGAAGCGCGGCGUGGCCGACUGCAGGGGCGCACAAGCAUCCCCUUGGGUGUGGUUACAAGCCUUUUGCAUGUGUGCGUACGUGUUCUGUGUACGAGAGCGAGUGACUGCGUGAAUAAGAAAACCAAAAUAAAUCUGCCUAAGCAGCAUAUCCCUCGGCAGUAUAUGGGCCACCUGUUAUGGGUUUUUUUCCGUUCUUUGACUUUUUUCCGUGGGUUAGUUUCAGUGUAAAAAAGCCUUGCUGUCUCCAGUACUCUAUCUUAAGCCAUUCCUGUAGAUGGACAUGUUUGUGUUUUUUGGACCAUUUCUUAUGCCAUAGUUCGCCAUCACGGUUAUCACACAGACCAAAAGCAUGCAAAUCGACGUAUUGUAGUGACUGGACUGGAAUCUGGUGGUAAUAUACAACUAUUUACUGUAUGUUUUAGUUUAAAUGAAUGUGCCUCUGCUUUGAUAUUUAAAUAAUUAUCUAUAGUAAGAUGUGGAUCUGCCAGAUUUCAACUGUUAAGGUGCCUUGUUAUGGCAUAAGAAAUUCGAAGAAGCGUUUUCUGGAGAACUGUACGAUUCGGAGAUAGAUUUCAUGGCUUCGUUUUGCUAUGAAGCUGUUCAUAGACGUAGGGGUGUGGCUAAACUGUUUUGGUAUCGUGUACAUGUCUAGGGUAAUACUGUGCCAUAUAGAGCCCACAAAAUAUGUUAAUGUUAUUUUUAAGAGAUGUUUUAAUGUUGCCUGAUGACUUUGUCUUUAGAUUUGAUACAAAGGCUUGUAGCCACAGCUCUCCUAAAGUCUGUAGUCUCCUUUUACGACAUUCUUCUUGUUCUCUCUCCCCUUGUUUUCGUCUCCCUUUCUUUCUCUUUGCUGCAAACAAAAUAAAGUAUUAACCUGAUGACCCAACGAAA
This is a messenger RNA of Betta splendens (Siamese fighting fish), 12161 nucleotides long. It is a transcript of the gene zbtb4, whose product is annotated as zinc finger and BTB domain containing 4. The transcript has 2 exons. Bases 3738 to 9170 code for a protein of 1810 amino acids. NCBI's taxonomy places the organism in Eukaryota, Metazoa, Chordata, Actinopteri, Anabantiformes, Osphronemidae. Gene Ontology annotation, biological process: regulation of DNA-templated transcription. Gene Ontology annotation, molecular function: RNA polymerase II cis-regulatory region sequence-specific DNA binding; DNA-binding transcription factor activity, RNA polymerase II-specific. The record is from RefSeq and is a predicted model, not a curated record.